CACUUGGAACAUUAGUCAGAUUCACGUCGCGCUAGGGAUGUCCGUCGCCUCUUCUCAUUGAGCACAUGCGCUAAUACGGAUGCAGCAAGAGAUGUGUGUUGAAUAAUUUGGCAUCACUGUCAGACAGGGGUAGGAGUCGACCACACCAGAUUAAAACAAGGGUGGGGAUUGAGAACGAUCAUUCUGUUGUUUGGACUGGAUACAGAGCUGCGCAUCCUUUCACUCCAACGGGAGUCCAGACCGCAUCACGAGGUGGGACACAACGUCCUUUGAAAAGAUCACAUAUCUGUCACACUAACCAGCAGCUGAAGGUUAUCUAACAGUUUUACUCGAAAGAUUACCUGAUAAAGAAGAAUGGGACCCUUUCAAGCAUUUGAGGUAAAGUCAUCAGAGAAGGGAAGAAUGCGCAGCCGCAUCCCCCGUCCCGUCUUCCACACCUUGUGUCCAAAAGUAAAGGAAUCGGCUGUCUCCACCAUGCUAUUGUCAGAAGAGAGCCGCACGGAUUUCGACAUUAGCUCACAGCACUCUAAAAGAACCAUCAGUCCCAACAGCCUGUCCUCAGAUGAUACUGGAUGCCCAAGCAGCCAGUGUCCAUCUCCAGCCAAGACCCCCUCGAGUUCUGAAAACAGCCCACUGGGUUCACCCUCUCUGGGAGAGCUCAAGGUCAAAGUGAAGAGAGUCAGGAUGAAUGUAGUGGCCGACUGGAGUGCACCUGCACAGAAACAUAAGAGGGAAUCCAAACAACAUAACUCCAUAAUGCAUAAAGGCAGCGAGACCGAUUUCAGCUCAUCCAGUAGUGCUGGAAGCUAUAAGACACAUGAGGUUCUCUCCAACUCCACAGGGAAAAACGUGUCUUCUCGUAGUCGCGGGCCCCACAUCAGGAGCCUGCCUGUGUUUAAGCCAGCAGGAAGCCCCUCCGCCCAAUAUAAUGCAGAGCUCUAUGCCCCUUACCGGACGCCACCAAAACCCCCCUCCGUCACCAACAGCAGUGGCAGCUCCACCAGGAGAAGAACCACUCCUGUGCGUUAUCAUUCCUGCGGAGACAAUCACGGCAUCAAGCCGCCCAACCCGGAGCAGUACCUUACCCCUCUGCAGCAAAAAGAGGUAGCCAUUCGCCACCUCAAAUCCAAGCUCCGAGACUCUGAGCACACAGUUUGUGACCGAGAGGCUGAGAUUGUUGAGCUGAACGCCCAGCUGGGACGCAUGCGAGAAGACUGGAUCGAGGAAGAAUGUCACCGUGUGGAGGCCCAGCUGGCUCUUAAGGAGGCGCGCAAGGAGAUCAGGCAGCUUCGCCAAGUGGUGGAAACCAUGAAGAACAGUUUGAUGGAGAAAGACAAGGGCAUCCAGAAGUAUUUCAUUGAUAUAAACAUCCAAAACAGGAAACUGGAGGCUUUGCUUCACAGCAUGGAGUUGGCUCAAAGCGGCUGUAACUUGCAAGAUGAGCCAACUCUAGACUUCCUCUGUGAGUGUCCGGAUAGAUACGCCGCAGGCGAACUAGAAAUGGAGCUGCAGGUUGAGGAACAAGCAGUGGAGGAGAUGGCUGAUAGUGAGCUCCUGAUAAAUGACGAAAUGGCCAACGGGGCAGAGGUUCUCGAGCUGGUUCUCACGUCCACCGCUGUCGAUUCUAGUGAGGAUAGGGACAUCAAGAUCAUACCCCAACUAGGACUGUCAACCCUAGAGCAGAGCAUCUCAGACAAAAGCACAGAGGAGCACAUCUCCAAAGAGGAAAGAUGUGUCCAGACCGAUGAGAUUAUCUACACCCAUGAUCUCCAAGCCCUCCUUCUCCAGCUGCUGAAGCUUCAGGGGAAUGGGCUUUCUGGACCGCUCAUUCCUUCCUCAUCCCAACAAUCCCAGAAAUUGCAGAUUUCACAAGAUCCUGUAUCCGUAAACGAGGAGAUGCCCGAAGCACAAGAUGAAAUUAAAGAUAUUGGCUUCACAUGCACCAACACUGCUCCGAACACAAUCUUUACCCCUGAAAACCCAAGUGUUUCCGCUCUGUGUUUUUGCGAGCCUCAAAUGAAUCCCCAGUUCAUGGAAGAUCUUGAUUUUGACCAGAAGACCAAAAACGCCACUAUUAUGGCCGUAGUGGCAAAAAACCACUGGAGCAACAGCUUUCUGGUCGAUCUGGUUGCCGUAGCAGCGCCUGUACUUCCAACGGUGGCGUGGCUGUACUCGCAACAUGGUUUGGUUGGAGGGGCUCCCGUAUACAACAUCGCAGCUUUGAUUCGGGGCUGUUGCAUUAUGGGUUUGCACUCGCUUCGACAUGUUUCACACGGGUCAGACACUUAGAGGUCCUUACUCACAAAUAUGGCUUGUCCAUCAUAAAGAGCACUUAAGUCACCUUAAUGUAGAGGCCGUGUUUUGGUACACCUGUGAUAAUAGGCAUACACGUCUUUUUGUUUUUAGUCACGAAAUUCCUAAAUUGCACAGUGUAUCUUUGCCUAGAGUUGCGGCACAGAGGAUGAAUUUCAAGGGAUGUAAAGGGAUUCGCGUUUUGUCUUUUUUUGUUAUUACUUGCCUGUGUUUUUGUGUACAUGUAAUGUAACAUAAAUUAUUUUGCAUUAUCUAAUCAGGUUAUGUUGCUAAAGUCUUGUUCUUUGCUGACUGUGCUGUAACCUGCUUUUUAUACUGCGGAAACAGGGGUUGACUGUCAGUUAGCCAUUGUUUUGUUGUAGUUAAAAUGUCACUAGUACCUUCUGCCAACGCCUAAAUGUGUUCACAGUUUUGUUAGUUGUAAAUGUAUUUCUCUGCUUGGAGUUAGAGCUUUUACAUGUUGCUCCAUUUACUAACAUUGUCCAGCAGCUACCCCAGUACAGCGAACACUUGUUUUGUGCCUGAGAAAUGUGCAAUAUUUUUGUUUAUAUCAUUUGUAUCCGUAUAUUUAUUAUUAAAGCAUGGAAAUCCCUA
Messenger RNA from Triplophysa dalaica, 2907 nucleotides. It is a transcript of the gene sybu, whose product is annotated as syntabulin (syntaxin-interacting). The record is from RefSeq and is a predicted model, not a curated record. Bases 355 to 2289 code for a protein of 644 amino acids. Gene Ontology annotation, biological process: synapse maturation; axonal transport of mitochondrion. NCBI's taxonomy places the organism in Eukaryota, Metazoa, Chordata, Actinopteri, Cypriniformes, Nemacheilidae. The transcript is spliced from 9 exons. Gene Ontology annotation, cellular component: cytoplasmic microtubule; vesicle.